CGCCGCCGCACGCGUCUAAAGGUCGGUUAUGCAGUGUUUACCCCACGAUAUGCUCUAACUACAAAGUGCUCCGUGUUUUUCUCACAUAAGUUCUUUGAUACGACCGCACGAUGCCGCUGCAAAUCCGGCGGGGUCGAUGCACCUCGUUCCUUCGGGAGAACCUUCUCACCAUGCUCACUGUCAUCGGCGUGGUGGCAGGAACCCUGCUGGGCUGGGGGCUCCGCGCCACUGGCUACGAGUGGUCCCGCCGCGAGGUCAUGUACUUCCAGUACCCUGGAGAACUGUUCCUCAGGAUGUUGAAGUGUCUCAUCGUGCCGCUCCUGGUGUCAUCCAUCGUGUCAGCUAUUGGAUCCCUCGAUCUCAGUCUUUCUGGCAAGGUGGGCAUGCGCGCCAUCUUGUAUUACAUGACGACGACAAUUUGCGCGGUGAUACUGGGCAUCGUGCUGGUAACCACCAUCAAACCAGGCAAGGACCCCGACUACAAACAGCCUAACAUCACCAAGCUCAUCAAGAAGGAUACCCUCACUUCAGAUACGCUGCUUGAUUUGAUCAGGAAUGUAUUUCCGGAGAAUAUCGCGCAGGCUACCAUCGCCACGUACCGGACGAAGCUCAUUUACGACAAAAAUGACACCAAAGCCAUCAAAGGUCACCUGGACACGUACAAGAUCGAGGGCGACUACCAGAGCGGCAGCAACGUGUUGGGGCUGGUGUGCUUCAGCAUCGUCCUGGGCAUCACCCUGGGCAAGAUGGGCGAGAAGAGUCGCCCGCUGCAGAACUUCUUCCACUGCCUCUCCGAAGCCAUGAUGAUCAUCACUGGAUGGGUUAUUUGGAUAUCACCGCUCGGCGUGUUUUUCCUCGUAACGGCGAAGAUUAUGGAGAUAGAAUCUUUCCAAGAGCUGAUCGGGCGGUUGGGCCUUUACUUCAUGACGGUACUGCUGGGCCUCUUCCUCCACGGAUUCGGGACCCUCAGCAUUCUGUUCAUAUUGACCACCAAAAAGCUACCGUGUCGGUACAUCGCCAAGAUGGGACAAGUCAUGGCCACUGCGUUUGGUACAGCCUCCAGUUCAGCGACAAUGCCGAUCACGAUAGGCUGCUGCGACGACAUGGGCCUGGACCCCCGGAUCACUCGGUUCGUGAUCCCCAUCGGAGCCACGAUCAACAUGGACGGCACGGCGUUGUAUGAGGCGGUGGCUGCUAUCUUCAUCGCGCAGCUGAGGAAGGUUGAGAUGUCUUUCGGGAAGAUCGUCGCUGUCAGUGUGACAGCAACGGCAGCGAGUAUAGGCGCGGCAGGCAUCCCUCAAGCGGGGCUGGUUACCAUGGUGAUGGUGCUGGACACCGUCAACCUGCCCGCUGAGGACGUCUCCAUCAUCCUUGCGGUCGACUGGCUGCUUGACCGAUUCCGCACCACAAUCAACGUGGUGUGCGACGCGCUGGGCGCCAUCAUUGUGACGUCACUGUCUCAAGGCGACAUCGAGAAGUCGCGCGCCGUGCAGAACGACCGCGAGCUUGCGCCGGCGCACGAGCUCACCGAACUCGAGAAGGGCGACCAUUGAAUGACAUAUAGGUCGACAAGGAUCUCGCUUGGAUGACAUUGAUGGGAGGGCGCUGGUGUGCAUCAUCUCCAUUCUCCAUUUAUAACAACUGUCAAAAGUGACGUUUUUAUAGGAUGCGGCGUUAGUUCCGAUAGCGGCGUCGUGCCAAACGAUCCUUGUCGCUCUAUAGCGUCCGACCAUUAACGGUUUAUAACCGUUCUGUGUUCAAAUAACGUUAUUCAGCGUUAGCGUUACUUCGUGCCCGGACAAUAACGUAUUUGCAAUAGCGUCUAUGUUGUGAUUCUUCGAUACGUUGGAGUCUUUUGUUAUGUCCCCGAGACAAAAAUGUCAUAUCUCUUUAUUGAUCUGUUUUAUCGUUUUAUUAUCUCCCGUAUAGUCAUAUCAUUGUUUUGAAUUUAAAUUCGCUAUUUAGAUUAGAAUCAAAAAUCUAUUUAAUAUACAUUUUUCGAUGGAUUUUGAAGUAGAAUGGUAGAGAGUUAAGCCAAAUAUUUAUGGAAGAAUGAAUAAACGUAACUUUUGAAACUGGAAGAAUAUUUAAAAUGUAGAUUUUGUCAAUGAUGAAGCUAUUUGUGUACUAGGGGUCUAAAGAGGCCGCAUUUGUAGUUUUCUUUUCUAAAAAGCGAAGUUGCAUUAGCGCUUAAAAAGUACCUAAGUACGCUUAUGCUUUUUUUAGAUGAAUUGCUUUAAUGUGGCCUAUUUAACCCCUCUGGUUUAAAGUUGUUAGAGGUUACGCUAUCGGUGUGUUCUCAAUGUGCCAUUAUAGUACUAUGGAAUUGCAAGCGAGACGAUAUGAACCUACUUCUACUGUACUUAAAAGCUCUUUCAUGAUAUCUCAAUAAGUCAUCAUAGCUCAUUGUGGGUAGUCGGAUGUUGAGACGUCGUGGAACGGAUUUUGAGCUGGUCAUCCUGUGCGCUAUUAAUAAAACGAAAUACGUAAUUAAUCCUUCAACUCUAGACGAACUGGGGGUUUGAAAUGGCUUCUUUGAAGCAUCUAAAAAGCAAUAUUGCCAUUGCGCAUUAAAAGUAAGUGCGCAAUGCCAACAAAUUUAAAAAAGCGAUAUUGCUUUUUAAGAUGAAUUGAUUCAAUGUAGCGUUUUUUACCCCUCCCUUUACUACAAACAUAUUAUAUUGUGGACUAACCCUAAUAGAUAAAACAUAUAAGCGAGCUUCUCCAUGACGCGAUGCAAUUUGUGCGAUUUCCGAAGAAAAGACAAACGAGACGUACUCUUUAUAAAUUAUCAAAGCAUGCCUAUGAAAGUUUAAUGAAAUAAUGAAAUGUCGAAGACAACGUCGUCGUAAUAGUGCUGGCAUUCUAAUUCUAACAUAGCAUAUCCAUGCGAUAUUUGAUAGCGUCGUGCGAUGCGAUGUGAGAUGGUCUUACUUUUACAAUAAUGGUAAAAUACCCAUUGUGAAUAAAAAAAGUAUUUUAUGAAUGAACGAGUAAAUACAAUAAUAAAAGGCGAGUCCAAUUCAGUUGCACUGUCUGCUAAAUAAAUUAGUGUUUGUCCAUUGUAUAUCAUGUGGAUAUUUUGGUUGAAUGAGGUGGGCAGCUUUGACAAACUUGUAUGCUGGACGUCACGUGACGUCAUAUUGCUAUCCUGCUUUUUCUACGCAGAAACAGUGCGCGGUGCGAGUUACAUCGAGGGUUUCGAGUAGUUUCGACCAAUGAACACAGCGAAUGUUAUCUACGUCGUAUUAUUCCUCGUCGUCGUAUUGGUUAAAGCCCUCGAUAUAAUUGCACCGCGGUUGCCGUCCCGUGACAGCUGGGGGAUUACCAAGUUGCAAACAAUAAUAGGGUAGUUUCCAACUAGUCAAAUCAGUUACUUUUUAAUAUACGUCAAAACACGAGAUGACUUUGAAAUUUUUAUGAAAAACCAACCUGUCAUAGAAAAACGUGAUAAAAUGUCGCACUUAGUAUUACAUUUUUCUUUAUUAAAAUUCUUAAAUAAGUUAACGUUUAUUGUCACCUUUAUAUCUGUCUUUAUUUAAUAAUCCCAAUUUCAUAAUUAAUCAUUGACCUAGGAAACUACCAAAUUGACAGUAACAGUGAUAAAAUAAGAUGAUAUGUCAAUCUCAUAUAUUUUGAUUACUGUCAUUAUCUAUUCUAUUGUCAUAAUCCUUUACAACUUGUGUAAGGCUCCUGUCUGUGCAUUAUCGCAUUUUGAUACUGCAGUUUGUAUUUGAGAUUUAUGACAACAUGAAAUCCUUAAAACCAAAACAACUCUCCAUCUAUUUUUGUAUGGAUGUAUAUAAACGUAGUUGAUGUUCGUUCAAUCUAUUUUAUGUAUAAACAUGGGAAUUGUGCCAUAGUUUCAUUAAGUAGAUGAUUUGUAUGAACGUUUGUAUAAGUAACUAUAAUUUUGUUGAGUUAUUGCAUUCCAAUUGAAGAUUGAGUGGAUUCAGUGAACACUAAAGUGUUUUAAAACGUUUUAAAAUACUAAAUGGUUUUAUUUCGAUCGUUACAAACGAUUUAAAAAGUUUGUUGUUUAUUUAUGUAACUUGUUUAUGAGUGGAGGACAAUGUAUAUGUUAGUUUUUCCGAAAUAGUAUAACGUAACGUCGGCCGAUGUUGGCCUAGCCAAAUAUUAUUAUUGUUAAGUGAAUGUUAGGCCUAACAUUUUGAUGGAUAUUCGUCUUGAUAAAAGAUUUUAAUAUUUAUAAACGUUUUAUUAAGAGUUAAUAUAAUGUAUUCGUGUUUAUGUAGAGAUAGUAUUUAUGAUAGCUCUAGUCCGCAUGUGUUACAUUGGGGUACCUAUAUUCUUCUGUGCGGUUACGUAUAUGAGCCGUUGGGGAACUAUUGCGUUGAGUACCUAUUGAAAGUGAUAUAUGCGAGCAUUAUAGUACCUGUAAUGUCCUCCAUGCCCACGUGGGAAUGCUCCAAAUCUAAAAGAUAUAUUUCAAAGCUUGAAUGACUAUUGGUCCGAAAUUCGGUAGCAUAUGUACCUAAACUGGACAGUAGUACAUAAUUAGAGUUGAUAUUACUGUUCAUUGUUUUACUUGAGUUCAUAAAAGUAGCAACAAUGUUAUUAAUUGUCAGAACAAUAAUAUAAUAAAUACAUUUCAUAAUAUUUUAUUAACGUUGCUUAAAUGCGUUAUUAACGCCAUAUAGUUUCGAAAUAGUAACAAAUUCGCUUUUCCGAAUGAAUGGACUACCACCGAGUUUAGGUAAAUAUGCCACAGAAUUUCCGACCUAGGUAUAUUGAUGACUCUAUCGAACAUGUCUAAAAAGGCCACAUUCAAGCAAUUUAUCUUAAAAAGCGAUAUUGUUAUUUGACAUUUGUUGACAUUGCGCACUUACGUCAAACUACAGUUUUGCUUUUCAGAUGAAUUGCGUCAAUGUAGCCUUUUAGAUCCCCAGAUUCUUAUAACAACAAGAACUGACAAUAUGAACAGUCAAGCUAUAUCAGUAAGGCUAUGUAUUAUGUGUUAAAAUGCUUGUUGUGUUAGUGUAGGCGCCUAGGACCUACAUUUCCGGAACAAAGAGCGUUUGCAUGUUAUUUUCAUUAAACCAGAAAUUAUUAGGAUUACGUAUCAGGGUAAAAAUAUAUCGAAAUAUCCCCAUUACAUAUCUAGUAUACGCUGUUUGUGGUUUAUGCGGUUAUUAUUAUCAUUAAAACAAUUUUUACUGGGUUCUUACCGCCUUAAAUCAGGGAUGUGAGACUCCCGAUAUUUUGAAAUUGUUGAAAGUGUCAUAUUUAGUGAUAUGCCGUUCCCGGGAAUCUUCCCUGUAUGGGAAUGUCCCGUUGUAAAAUCUCUUUAAUAUUAAGAACACUGGCUACUUUACUUUUUCAAAUUGUUAAUUCUUGUACUCUAGUUUUAUCUGCCUAAAAGUUAGGUAAUAAAGCUCUUAUUACUUAAGUUUUUCGUCUUUUUACUACUGAGAAAGUUCCCAAAUCAUAUUCCUGAUUAAGCGCGGUAAGAACCCGGUAAAAAGUGUCUUGAAUAACCACCUAGGUACAUAAUAUGACAAUAUUUAUCACAAUAAUAAAUCAAGUCAGUAUUCUUAUAUUCUUUGUAUCUGUCCUGUCCAAAAUAAAAUAAAUCUUAAACUGAAGCACAAUUUAUUCCAAAUCUGACCAAAUGUAUAUUAACAAUAAGUACAAUUACGAAGCUCAUUUUACUGAAACUUCUAAAUAUUUCUCUAUAAAUGGAUAUAGUUGGAUGUUAAUUAUUUUAAUAAAGACUUAUUGUGUCUA
This is a messenger RNA of Pectinophora gossypiella (pink bollworm), 5748 nucleotides long. It is a transcript of the gene Eaat1, whose product is annotated as excitatory amino acid transporter 3-like. The record is from RefSeq and is a predicted model, not a curated record. Bases 111 to 1553 code for a protein of 480 amino acids. Gene Ontology annotation, cellular component: plasma membrane. The transcript has 9 exons. NCBI's taxonomy places the organism in Eukaryota, Metazoa, Arthropoda, Insecta, Lepidoptera, Gelechiidae. Gene Ontology annotation, biological process: L-glutamate transmembrane transport. Gene Ontology annotation, molecular function: glutamate:sodium symporter activity; neutral L-amino acid transmembrane transporter activity; L-glutamate transmembrane transporter activity.